Molecule: messenger RNA, 871 nt
Organism: Saccostrea echinata
Lineage: Eukaryota; Metazoa; Mollusca; Bivalvia; Ostreida; Ostreidae
Exons: 1
Coding region: 2-871 (289 amino acids)
Source: RefSeq, a predicted model, not a curated record
AAUGGAGAGUGCAAUUGCUAUUGUUCAAACUCCAACCGAAGAGUUUCAUAGAAGAAGCGGUUUUAAGGACAUCAAAAAUAUAAAACAAAGUGAAAAACCAGCCUUUCUUCGGUAUUGCAGGAAGCACACAUCGUCCUUACCAUCAGACUGUAAGCCAUGGAAAAUAUCGGACAUAACUUUGCUCUCCCAUGGUCGCUUUGCGAUUGUGGACACUGCAAAUACAAGGCUUAAAAUUUUUACCCCCGAUUUCGUGCACGUUACCAGUAAAAUCAUCUCUGACGAUUCACACAGUCUUACAGGUUUACAAGAAGAUAAAAUAUUCGUGAUGGACAAUACUUUGGUCAGUUACUAUCUGUUCAGUGAAGGGAGACUAAGUUUAGAGGAAAGAUUCGAAUUGACUGGAAUGCACUAUGACAUCUUAAGUGAUGGAAACGUGCUUUUUCUAAUUAAAUUAACGACUUUAGAUGUAAGAAAUGACCAGUUUGAGACUCUAAAAACUAUAGAUUUCAAACCAACAUUAGGAUACACGCCAGAUACUCUUAGGUUUGAUAAAAAUGAAAACAUUAUAUUUUUUAAUUGUGAUACCUUUUCUAUUGUAAGUUGGGAUAAAUUUCAAGCUGAAAAAUGGCGCAUAAAUGACGUAGAUUCAUGCAUAAGUAUUCACAACUAUGGACUAGGCUGGAUCCUAGUUGGUUUUGAGGACGUGAUGUUUGUUGAUUUACGAGGGCGUACUUCUGUGCAGUUUAUUGGGGAUCCUGAGAUUGAGGACUACAGAUGUUCUGUAAUAGACUGUGAAAGAAAUAAGCUAUUUUUAUCGGACAAAAGAAAUGUAUAUGAGUAUGAUCUGGAGGUGCAAAAUGUAAUGAAAUAA